AGGAGCGCAGCAUUACGCAGAGCAUGAAGCCGAAACCACAUCUCAUGAGAGCUGCUAAAGUUUUGUUUUGGUGCUAAAUGACAAGAAGACAGAGACACAGGAGCAUCCAGUGAUACGCGGACCACGAUGGAGAGCAAGGGACUACUCCGCUGUAAGAUCGUGGUGGUCGGGGACACACAGUGUGGCAAGACGGCACUGCUUCACGUUUUUGCCAAAGACUCUUACCCAGAGAAUUAUGUGCCCACUGUGUUUGAAAACUACACAGCCAGUUUUGAGAUUGACAAGCAGAGGAUCGAGCUCAACAUGUGGGACACUUCAGGUUCAGCCUACUACGAUAACGUGAGACCACUGGCUUACCCCGACUCUGACGCGGUCCUCAUCUGCUUCGACAUCAGCCGUCCAGAGACUAUGGACAGCGUGCUCAAAAAGUGGCAAGGCGAGACCCAGGAGUUCUGCCCCAAUGCCAAAAUUGUGCUGGUGGGCUGUAAACUGGACAUGCGGACGGACUUGAGCGUUAUGAGGGAGUUAGCCAAGCACCGGCUCAUCCCCGUCACCCACGAGCAGGGCACUAGCCUGGCGCGGCAGAUUGGAGCUGUGGCCUACGCAGAGUGCACGUCUAAGUACUCGGAGAACAGCGUACGGGAUGUGUUCCAUGUCACCACUUUAGCGUCUGUGCACCGGAUUCACCGCACCCCUAUCAAACGCACAGGUUCCCGCAAAGGGGGGGUCAAACGGGUGUCCCAGCAACCCACCCGGACUGAGAUAGUACACGAGCACCCCCCGCCUAUGAGGAAGGACCGGGCCAAGAGCUGCGUGAUCAUGUAGGAAGCAUGGCAAACCAGAGCAAGAUAUGCACAAAAUAUGGACUUGGAUUCUUGUCAGCGGUUUGCACUGUAUAAAGAACAAUGCAAUGGGAAUGAAUGCUUUUCAGUGGACUACUAUGGAGGGAGUGUUUGUCCAUACAGCGAUUUGUUUAAUUACUCAGUGGCUUUAUUAAUGGAGGAUGAAUAUGGUUGUAGUAGAACACUGUUAAAUGCUUUACUUGAAGAAUAUAUUGAAACAAAACUGGUGGUGGUGGUGGUGGUUCUCAACUGGCCCACACAGAUUAGCCGUAACAUUAUGACCACAGACAGGUAAAUGUCACAGUUUAUCCUCAUCAUGCCACAACUUGGUUACUGACAAUUAUAGUCAAUUAGGAGUACAAGUACAGGUUUAAAAGUCUACUCAAAAAAGUAAAUUUAC
Periophthalmus magnuspinnatus is the source of this 1242-nucleotide messenger RNA. Its product is annotated as rho-related GTP-binding protein RhoN-like. The transcript is spliced from 6 exons. Gene Ontology annotation, biological process: small GTPase-mediated signal transduction. Gene Ontology annotation, molecular function: GTPase activity; GTP binding. Lineage: Eukaryota; Metazoa; Chordata; Actinopteri; Gobiiformes; Gobiidae. The record is from RefSeq and is a predicted model, not a curated record. The coding region runs from base 127 to 825 and encodes 232 amino acids.